Molecule: messenger RNA, 1745 nt
Organism: Prinia subflava (tawny-flanked prinia)
Lineage: Eukaryota; Metazoa; Chordata; Aves; Passeriformes; Cisticolidae
Gene: LAT2
Product: linker for activation of T cells family member 2
Exons: 13
Coding region: 269-892 (207 amino acids)
Biological process (GO): B cell receptor signaling pathway; B cell activation; calcium-mediated signaling
Cellular component (GO): plasma membrane
Source: RefSeq, a predicted model, not a curated record
UGUGGUUCCCCCUGUCCGGGGCUCUUCCUCUCGCAGACAAGUGACCCGUGUGGGGCUGUGCGGGCGGCGUGUCCGGGGAGCAGCGGAUGCUGGGCUGGUGAUUCACGGGGCAGGAAACCCUGAGGUGUCAGCACAGCCCGGAGGAACCGGCCCCAGCCCGGAGGAACCGGCCCCAGCCCGGAGGAACCGGCCCCAGCCCGGAGCUCUGCCCAGAGGGGCUGCAGGAGCCGGGACACAGCGGAGGCUGCGGGCCGCCUUCGGCCGGGCCAUGGUGCAGCCGGAGCUGUGGGCGGCCGCGGCGCUGCUGCUGUUCGGGGCGGCCGCCAGCCUCUGCCUCCGCUGCCGCCGCUCCGCUACCAAACGGGAGACACAGCUGAGUGAACGGAGGAGCCAGCUCGAAGGCCAGCAGAGAUUUGCCGUGGUUCGAUCCUGUACCUUUGCAGCCCGAAGGCUGGAACAAAUUAAGGAACCUGAAAACUUAUCAAUAGCAAGGAAAGUCAUUGAAGAGCUCAGUGCUUCCCAUCACACUGGAUAUGGGAGCAGGGACGAGUCCAGGUACCAGAAUUUCCUGGCAGAGAACUGCCUGCAAGAAGACACUGCCUAUGUGGAGCCCAUAGCUUUGGAUCACUACUACAAUUGCACCAGGUUCUUCCAUCCACCCCGUGGUAGGGCUCCAGAGAAAGACGAGGAUUCCUAUUCCUAUGAAAAUGUCACCAUUGGAGCGUCUCAGGGCUCCGAUCCAGAGGACGCUGUGGAGUACGAGAACAGCAUGGCCAUACACACAUGGAAACUGCAGCAAAGGCAAGCCUCAGUGACAGAAAGCCUGGAUGAUGAGCCAGACUACAUCAACACUGGUCCUGUGUCAGAGCAAAGUAUUCUGCAUGAAGUCUGAAGAAAUCUUCUGCUGAGCUGUAAGAGCACACCCAGAGAACAUGCACACAGGGAGAGGGGAGAUUUCCAUCCCUCAGUGAGAUCUCUUCUCCAAACUGUGCCUGCAGUGACGCAGAAGGGGUGUUACUGAAAGGAAGAAAUGCACUGCUUGAAGGCCUACAGAAGCCCAACCACAAAACCAGCAACUGGAGAAAGCACUCUGCCCCCAGUGACCACGGGCUCCUCAUCCCAGUCUCAUCUCCAAGAUGGCCAGUCUGGGCAGCGUUUUCUCCUGUCAGGCAUGAAAUGAAUCCUUAACUUGCUGAGCAGUAAUGCAGCCAGCUACUUAAUCUGUCAGGGUGACUCAUGCACGGUGGUAUUAAGCCACAGGGAUUAUGUUCUGAUUUAGUUCCUGUGCUCUCCUAUAGAAGCAGUUUCCUACGUGAGAGGAACUGGCAAGGCAGAGGCUGUGUUUGUAACAGCAGUGGUUGUCUGGAGCUGAAUGAGAUUCCAACCUGUUCACAAAAGCUAAAGAGGAUUAAAUGUCUGCCUUAUCCAUGGCUUGUAAUUCACAGUAUUGGUCUAUGGCAGUUUUCCUCAUGUUUCAGUAUCUGUUUUAUAAUGAUACAAAAACCAGCAGCAACUCUGAGAGUCAGAUCCACAGCCACCAGCCUCAGAAACUGUACCAGUCCCUCAAUAUGGCAUUGGAACAUCAUCCUAAAAACAGAAUCCCUAUCUCCUGAGCCCUGAUGUACAGAUCCGACACUUUUGGAACACUUAUUUAUUAAAACUGAAAAGCUUCCAAAGAAAACAGGGUGUUUUGCUGUGGUUUGCAAUGAUGGAUGUCUGCAUGAUCAGGUGACACAGAAAUGGGA